AGAUGGUCACACCCAGAAGAGACCUCUCUGUCCCUCUUUUCCUAGUGUGCGCGUGGAACCCCCGCCCCCCAAUACACUGGGCAUAAACGACAGAGGAGGAAUUCAAACCGGGGUCAGGGGGCCACCUGCCACCCACAGAACACGGCCGCCGGGCUCUGUGGGGCCUAGGGAGGGCGCGGGUCUUCAUUCGGUGCCCCUGGGGGCUCGAGGCCCGCUAAGGCGGAUGCCACAGGCAGGGGCUGCCACAGCCCUGGGAGCGGCGCCUGGGGACAGCUUACGCCAGCGGCGACGCGCGCCUGGCCCCGGGGCCCAGCGUUUCCUCCCGGAGCGCCGGCUGUUUACCGCGCGGCCCUCGCGGUGCGGAGAGGCCCCUGCCCGCCAGGGCGUCCGCUUUCGUUUCCCGGCUGCGCCUGGCUUUCGUUUCCCCGGGGCGCCUCCCUGCCGCAGCCCCGCGCGGGUUUCGUUUCCGAGGCGCGGCCGAGGGCGGGGUCGCCGCGGCGCCCAUGGCCUUUGCCAACCCGCGCGCCCCGCUCCUGCUCGGGCGACUCUCGGGGCCGCUGGCAGCGCGGCGCGGGGUCUGCGCUCCGGCCAUGGCUCCGCCGCGCCGCUUCGCCCUGGAGCUCCCCGACUGCACUCUGGCCCACUUCGCCCUGGGCGCGGACCACCCCGGCCACACGGACGCGCCGGACGCGCGCCCCGAUCCCCGCCUGGCGGUGCUGCUGGGGCCCCCGGGGCGCAGCUACUCCCUGUGCGUGGCGCUGGGCCCGGACGCCGGCUGCAGGGCCCGCGUCCGCGGAGCGCGGCUGCACCAGCGCCUGCUGCACCAGCUGCGCCGCGGCCCCUUCCAGCGGUGCCAGCUGCGCAGGCUGCUCUGCUACUGCCCGGGCGGCCAGGCCGGCGGCGCGCAGCACGGCUUCCUGCUGCGCGACCCCAGCGAUGGUCCCGACACCCGGUGCGCCCUGCUCGGCCUGCUGGGCACUUGCCAGGAGGCCCCGCGCCCGCUCCUGGGCGAGUUCGAGGCCGACCCGCAAGGCCAGCUGUGGCAGCGCCUCUGGGCGGUGCAGGACGGCAAGCGGCUGCAGGUGGGCUGCGCGCGCGUCCUGCCCGCCCCGGAGCCCCCGCUGCACCCGGUGGUGCCGGACCUGCCCAGCACCGUGGUCUUCCCGGGCCGGGAAGCCGCCCGGGCCGUUUUGGAGGAGUGUACACCCUUCAUUCCUGAAGCCCGGGAGGUGCUUGACCUGGUUGACCAGUGUCCGAAGCAGGUCCAGAGAGGAAAGUUCCCAGUCAUUGCCAUCGAGGGACUGGAUGCCACUGGUAAAACCACAGUGACUCAGUCGAUUUCAGAUUUACUCAAUGCUGUCCUCUUAAAGUCACCACCCUCUUGCAUUGGCCAGUGGAGGAAAAUCUUCGAUGAUGAACCAACCAUCAUUAGAAGAGCUUUUUACUCUUUGGGCAAUUAUAUUGUGGCUUCUGAAAUAGCUAAAGAAUCUACCAAAUCUCCUGUGAUUAUCGACAGGUACUGGCACAGCACGGCCACCUACGCCAUAGCCACCGAGGUGAGCGGUGGGGUGCCGCACCUGCCGCCGGCCGGCCACCCUGUGUACCAGUGGCCCGGGGACCUGCUCAGGCCUGACCUUGUCCUGCUGCUCACCGUGGGCCCCGAGGAGAGAGCGCGGAGGCUGCGGGGCCGGGGCGUGGAGAAGACCAGAGAGGAGGCAGAACUGGAGGCCAACAGCGUAUUUCGUCAAAAGGUGGAAGUGUCCUACAGGAGGAUGGAGAAUCCGGGCUGCCAUGUGGUUGACGCCAGCCCCUCCAGGGAAGAGGUCCUGAGGAAGGUUUUGAGCCUAAUCCAAAAUAAUUGUAAACAUGUGCCGGGUGCCCCGUCUUGCUAGAUUAGAUGUUUGAGACAUCUACGCCCGCUAUUUGUGAUGCAGUUUUCCCGGAUUUCUGUUGCACGAGCAUAGUGUGUGGCAGGACAUUGGAAACAAGGCGGUUUAAUUUUACUCCAGCCCCCGUGCUCUCUUCCGGCUGGCGGGCCCACCGCGCUUGAGAUGGCGGCCGCGUUCCAACGAGAGCUGGCGACCGCUUCCUGCCCCGUAUACCCAACAUUUUCUUGGAACAUACUCGCCAUACUCCAUCACUACCAACUCUCGGCAAGGCUUGCCUCAUCCAGAAGGCGUCAGCUACGCAGAAGCAGCCGGGGAGAUCUGCCAAUCAGCGGGGAGCCCCGCGGCCUCUCCUGGUCCCCGACUGGGGCACGGACGCUGCCGUGACGGCCGUGCCCAGAGUCGACUGCUUCCAAAUCGGGUUGCGCUUCAUCACGACGGUCUCACGUAGCCCCCAGUCCUAGAGCCAGGUGUCCCCACAGAGCCUGUCUCUGUGCCCUGGCUGUCCAAGGACACUCCUGCGGGGCCACCUGUGGGCAAGGGACAGUGACGAAGAAGGCAUCGAUCUCGUGUCUGAGACCCAGAGCCUCCUAGCCAGUCCUCUGGGUUUGUGCUGCCGAGUCAGAUUUCGAGACACUCGAGCCAACACGCUCUAACUACAAACACACCAAACUCUCUGCGCUAUAUUCUGCUUAUUCAUCUUUCUUUUCUUUCCUCUGGCCACAAAGAGCAUUUUGCACUGAGCUGUACACAUCUCCCUCGGCCCAUCCAGCAGCUUAUUUAUAUUGAUCUUUGCGUCAUGAGUUCCCUCAGUGUGGAGUCACGAAUUAAAAUCGGAGCCAAGAAGCUGAAUGCAAUACUUGUUGUGUAUUUUCGUGACACAGAUUUAUCUUGCUUGAUAAGCACAGUGGAUCCUGGAAUGGGAUUCCUUAGUAAAUUAUCUUUCACGCGACUGUCUUACGAUUCCAGAAAAGAAAUCAGCUUUGAGAUCUGUGUGGAUAGAAAAGCCUGGCUGAGAAAAAGGGAAAUCUAAUAGCUUUGGCCUUAGGGAGCUGGUUGAGCCAGGUGAUUACCUAAAAUUCCUUCCAGUUCUAAGAUGGAUGCAUCUGUAUAUUAUUUUUAUCCUGCUUACCAUUUCUUAAGAAGACAUUACCCUAAAAUAAUUGAAUUUAAGGCCUUAUCAUGUUUACCAUAUAGAAUCUUAAAUUAGAAUAAAGUUUGUUAUUAGCAUCAUAGUAUUCUAAAAGAACUAUAGGUAAUUCUUACAUAAUGUGUCUAUGUAUACAAACAUGUAAUGGGUUUCAGUUGAAAAUAUUUUUAAAGCUGACCGAUAGCAUUAAGAUUCUUUGCAAUGUGGGAUCUGAUUAUAUUGUUGGUUUUAUUUACUUUAAACACUUUGAAAGGCUUAUCCUGGCAGCCUAGAAAAACAAGCAUUUAAUGCUCUUCUUUAUGCCCCUUGCACGUGAAUAAACUUGCUGUGGUUUUCUAAUCCACUGUUCUGCUGAGUGCAUAUCGAUUCAUCUGGAAAGGGUCCUUCCGGGUUCUCUUUUCAGCAUUGUGUUAUCUGGGGGGAAAGUUUUAGUCAAGGAAGUCCAUAGGUGUGAGCUGGCAGGCUAAGUGGCAUUUGUGGUCAAUGUGCUUACAGCAAAAGGGGUGGGCGAUCAUUUUGUUUUAAACAUUGUUUCCUCAUGACCAUAUAUUAAUGGGAAUUCUAUGAUACAUUCUUUGUACACCUGAGCUUUUCAUGCGGGGAAAGGUGUAUGGUUUGUGAGUAUGAGAUGAGGCAGUGUUUUAUAAUAGAAAUAAUUCUUUCUACAACUGGGCUCUUUACACACGGAUGGAUAUAUGGUCUGUGAGCAUCAUUACCAAGUGAGACAGCACCUCCUGCCCCCAAACUGAUGGCAAGUGGCAUCACUCGCUUGGCUCUGCUCGUUACAAGAUUGGUCUGCUUCUGUUCCUGUGAUAGACCAUUAGUUGCCUAAACACGAAUCCUCCCUUUCUUCAGCAGUAGUCGAAUGUUUAGCUCGGCACACGGUGUUGAGAGUUCAGACUGGGUUUCCGAGGUUCUGGCUAAGCUCUUGCCAACAGUAUGUGAGCAGAAGGGACAUUUGAAACAUCAAAGGGAUAUUGUCCCUCUGUCCUUUAACCUCUCAUACUGGCUGUGUCUGGAAGUGACAGUGACCCAACUAAGGACCAGGGGAUGAUGAUGACACCAGAGAGAGGGAGAAAAACCAGAUGAAUAGAGACCAGUACCGGGAUGUGGAACACCCCCAUUGCAGCCCUGGGGGACCCCUACCUCGGCCUAUACAUGUGAUGAGCAUGUUUCCAUCUGGUUUAAGCCAUUCUUGUUUUGGGUUUCUGAUCAAUAUAAUGAGCCUAUAUUCUUUUAUCUUUUGCACUAAGAACCCAGGACACUUCCACUAACAUAGGGGACUAAAACUGUUUACAAAGAACCCAUGAGAUAUCGAGUACUAUGUUUAAUGAAGAAAAAUAAUGAGGCUCAUCAAUCAUAUGCAACUCUUGACUGAUUGGAUGCUUAGAAUUUACCAGGCUGGGUCUUGUGGACUUUUCUUUCUAUCUGCCAGACCGGGGUGCCCUAAGAGAAGGAACCCAUGACACUUACCUGUGUAAAAACCAUUAAAAGCCAUAGUACCAAGCACAAUGUCAGGUAUAAAAUUAAUGGUCAGUUUAUGUUUCUUGUUUAAUCCUUAAAGUUAUAGCCAAGACAUAAGUUAUACUAGAGAAUUAGAAUAUCAAAUGGACUAUUAAUUAUGAGAUAUGUACAAUAAGAUUAACUAGUUUAAAAUCUUUUUGCAGUCAUAUACUACUUUUCAUCUCCCUCAGCCAACACGGAGUUCUAAUGUCCUAGCUCAGUGGUUCCCCACUCUGGCUGUGCAUUAGAAUCAUCUGUGCAAGGCUGACAACUCUGAUGCCAUGCAGAUCCAUUAAAUCGGAGUGUUUGGUGUGUGUGUGUGUGUGUGUGUGUGUGUGUGUGUCUGAGUGUGUGUUUUCCAUUUGAUUCUGAAAAUGAUUGGGGUUGGACAUUGAUUGGCAUACAGUUUCAAAAAUUCAUAAGCAAACGUAAAGGCUCAUGGCUAGCUGAUAAUUGACUGUUUAUUAAAGCAUGAAUUUGAAUUGCAGUCUGUGAGCCAGGCCUGGGAAACAGUUAACCAUGGAGAAGGUAGCCAAACUGAGCACAGGAUCACAACUCAGUGUAGCUCCUUGACCUUCUGCUGUUCAGUGAGCAUCUCAGGGUGUCUGUUAUAUGGGAAAGAGGUAUUUGCAAAUCUGGGAAUUCAAGAAAAGGUCAGGAUUUAGUCCACAUGAAUUUCAUGUACCUAAAGAGAGACACAGUGCAGUGUAUGAGAUUAGAGCUGCCAUCUAAGAAAAAAAAUUGUAGUUUGAGUCCAAUAAAGUUAAUUGCUAAAAACAAAAAAAUUCAACUCUUUUUAGAGCAUUAUAACAUAAUCCAGAGUCUCGAUGACAUAAUAUUCACAAUAUCCAAGGUAUAAUCCAAACUUACCCAGCAUACAAUGAACCAAGAAAAUGUAAAACAUUGUCAAGUGAAAAAAACAUCUAUCAGUGGAGACCAACCCCAAGAUGAUCCAGAUGUUGGAGUUAGCAGCUAAGAAUUUUAAAGCAGCUAUUGUAAUUAUGCUCAAGGAUGUAAAGGAAACAUGCCUGCCAUAAAUGAAAAGAUAGGAAAACUCAGAGAGAAAUAGAAACUCUAAAAAACGUAUCCAAUGGAAAUUAUAGAACUAAAAUUUUCUAUAUCUGAAAUUGAAAACCAUCACUGGAUAGGUUUAGUGGCAGAAUACAGAGUUG
Molecule: messenger RNA, 5711 nt
Organism: Microcebus murinus (gray mouse lemur)
Lineage: Eukaryota; Metazoa; Chordata; Mammalia; Primates; Cheirogaleidae
Gene: CMPK2
Product: cytidine/uridine monophosphate kinase 2
Biological process (GO): dTTP biosynthetic process; dTDP biosynthetic process; dUDP biosynthetic process
Cellular component (GO): mitochondrion; cytoplasm
Molecular function (GO): nucleoside diphosphate kinase activity; dTMP kinase activity
Source: RefSeq, a predicted model, not a curated record